CACUUAGUCGAUCGGGCCUAUUCUCAACCCCUACAUACCACUAACUGCCAGUCUUGUCUUUGUACUCUACAAGAUGAUGCUAUAGCUCGUUGUUUUCCUCCUGCAAAUUAAACUAAUAUGAUUAUGGUUUUUCCGUAAAGGUUAGCUUAGCAAGGUUUUUAUAAAUUAGGAUAAAUAUAAGUUUAUUUCCAAUAAAAAUUCAUUUUUUAAAUCUAGACUGUAAAUUGAAUCAAAUCAUUCCCAUUGCAUUUUAAAACUUGUGGGAUACUUACAGAAAUAUUUGCUAUUUCCCAAAACAUUCACCGUGAAGAGGAAGAGAAAAUCACAGAAAUAACCACCUAAUAAAAAUUGAUCAUAAGACCCAAAAGAGAAACAAAACUGGACCAUUAUCAAUGUCUUCGCAUUCCAAAUUCUUCUCAUCUUUCAAACAGGUUGAAAACAGGAUAAAAUUAGAGAACACAUCAUCAAAAACAUCAGAAACACAGGUUCAAGAAAGCAAUGUUUUAUCAACAUUGGGUUCACCUUUGUUUCUCCAACCAAGUUGCAGCCAAACAUGUCCAUCCCAACAAAGCAGUGAACCUCCUCAGCAGUUCCUCUCGAUUUCUCAAGGAUUCUCACUGACCCAUCAAAACCCUACUCAAACUACUCCUUCAGAUGAAAUCACAAUUGCAAAUGAAGCUCGAGAAGAUGUUGAUGAGAUUGAAGAGUUAAUGAUGCUACUAGGAAUGUCAGAGAAACAAAGGGGUGGUUUUGAUUUUGAGGGUGAUGAUGGUGAUUGUGAUUCUUGUCACUGUGAAGGUGGGUUUCAUUCAAAGAUUGUUGGUGUGGAAGGGCCCAAGUGUAAGAAAGAGGUGUUGAGGUUAGAUGGGUGGAUCAAGCAUUUUCUGAAUGGUGAUCAUGGGGUGGAAAAGAAAGAGCCUUUGAGAUUGGCACAUUUGCUUUUAGGCAAAGCUGCUUUUAUUUCCGAGGGUGGUUUUGGAGGCUUGGAUUUCCCUUCAACUAUUCAAGAGUUUCUUCAUACUGAUCCUCCCAGUAAUUGAAGCACUUGCAAAUGUAAUAAACUUGUUUGUCCAAUUUAUAUGAACAGUCGCAUACUGACUUGUUUUAAUGCAUAUUUGGAGUCACUUUUGGGAGAGGCAAAACUGAUAUUGAAGACUUAACAUUCAUUUUGGUAUGUUCUGA
Messenger RNA from Vicia villosa (hairy vetch), 1182 nucleotides. RefSeq lists its product as uncharacterized. Bases 393 to 1040 code for a protein of 215 amino acids. Lineage: Eukaryota; Viridiplantae; Streptophyta; Magnoliopsida; Fabales; Fabaceae. The record is from RefSeq and is a predicted model, not a curated record. The transcript is spliced from 2 exons.